Messenger RNA from Sceloporus undulatus (fence lizard), 1616 nucleotides. It is a transcript of the gene DCT, whose product is annotated as dopachrome tautomerase. Gene Ontology annotation, cellular component: melanosome. The coding region runs from base 1 to 1302 and encodes 433 amino acids. The record is from RefSeq and is a predicted model, not a curated record. Lineage: Eukaryota; Metazoa; Chordata; Lepidosauria; Squamata; Phrynosomatidae. Gene Ontology annotation, molecular function: dopachrome isomerase activity; oxidoreductase activity. Gene Ontology annotation, biological process: ventricular zone neuroblast division; melanin biosynthetic process from tyrosine; developmental pigmentation. The transcript has 8 exons.
AUGGUUACAGAAACCUGGUGUCUUGUGAUCAAGAGGAAUUUUGCUGGCUAUAACUGUGGGGACUGCAAAUUUGGUUGGAAGGGGCCCAACUGUGAUGAAAAGAAGCCCCUGAUUGUCCGGAAGAACAUCCACGCUUUGACUGAAGAGGAGAGAGAACAAUUCUUGGAUGCUCUAAACCGUGCCAAGACAACUGUUCAUCCAGAAUAUGUGAUUGCAACUGAGCAUUGGCUGAGUCUGCUUGGUCCCAGCGGAAAUGACCCACAAGUUGCCAACUGCAGCAUUUAUAACUACUAUGUGUGGCUUCACUAUUACUCUGUCAGAGACACACUCUUAGGACCAGGCCGUCCUUUCACAGCAAUAGAUUUCUCCCACCAAGGACCUGCCUUUGUUACUUGGCACAGGUAUCAUUUGCUGAUGCUGGAAAGAGAUUUGCAGCGGAUGAUUGGCAAUGAGUCCUUUGCAUUGCCUUAUUGGAAUUUUGCUACGGGCCGAAAUGAAUGUGACAUAUGCACCGAUCAACUACUUGGAGCAUCAAGACCAGACAACCCAAACCUCAUAAGUGCGAAUUCAAGAUUUUCACAAUGGGAGAUAAUAUGUAAUAGUUUGGAUGAUUAUAACCGUCUGGUGAAACUAUGUAAUGGAACCAAUGAAGGCCUUCUACAGAGGAACCCAUUUAGCAAACCUAGUGAUCAGCUACCAACCAUGGAAGAUGUUCAGAACUGUCUCUCCUUUCAAGAUUUUGAUAAACCUCCUUUCUUUCGGAAUUCCACUUUUAGCUUUAGGAAUGCUUUGGAAGGCUUUGAGAAACCAGAUGGAACCUUGGACCUUCCAGUUGUGAGUCUCCAUAACUUGGUCCACUCUGUUCUGAAUGGAACUGGUGCUCUUCCUCACUCUGCAGUGAAUGACCCCAUCUUUGUGGUCCUCCAUUCCUUUACUGAUGCAGUUUUUGAUGAAUGGAUGAAACGAUUCCGCCCAGCUGAGACUGCAUGGCCUCAAGAGCUGGCACCUAUUGGUCAUAACUGGAUGUUCAACAUGGUGCCUUUCUUCCCUCCUAUCACCAAUGGGGAAUUGUUUCUCCCUGCUGCACAACUUGGCUACAGCUAUGCCAUUGAACUGCCAGAGUCAGAUGAAGAGGCUCGUGCUUGGGCACUUAUGGCUGGAUCCACCAUUGGAGGAGCUCUGAUAGCUUUAGUUGUGCUGGUCCUUCUGCUUGUCCUGUUUCAGCACAGGAGACACAGGAAGGGAUUUGAGCCUCUCAUGAAUGCAAGGUUCAAUAUAAAAAGAUACACCGAAGACCCUUAAAAUAGGCAAUGUUUCUCAUGGUCUGUCUCCAGGAAUCAACCUUGAGUAGUCAAUUGGUCACCAUGAGCCAUUUGUUCAAUUAGCAUCCAUACAAAAGUGCAGUUCCCGGCCAGUUGCAUUACAUUGCGCACUAUUACUUUGGAUUCCCUUGAAAGAUUAGCUUUGUGCAGGUAUUCUGUGAUCAUAGGUGGAUAUCAAAGGUGCUAAGAUUUGACCUACAUAUUUAGAACACACCUUGUCAUAAAUCCCACACAAUACACUAGAUCAAGUAUGGAGCUAUAUAGACCACCCCAAAUGGACGGUCUGCAGCCACC